CACAUCUAUAAAAUAUUUUUAUUUUAUAGGUCUUUUAUCUUUUGGAGUAAAAGAGUCUGCAUGGGUGAAUAAAAUUUUCACUGCUAUUAACAUCUUGGUCCUACUCUUCGUUAUGAUUUCUGGUUUUGUGAAAGGAGAUGCUGACAACUGGAAAAUAAGUGAAGAAUAUCUCAUGAACCUUACUGCAGUGACAAAGAAUUGUUCAUCCUAUGAGAAUGUGACAAGUAUAUAUGGGAGUGGUGGCUUUAUGCCAUAUGGUUUCACAGGAACAUUGGCUGGUGCUGCAACCUGUUUUUAUGCUUUUGUAGGAUUUGACUGCAUUGCAACAACUGGAGAAGAGGUCAAGAAUCCUCAAAAAGCCAUACCCUUUGGAAUUGUGGUGUCCCUGCUUGUUUGCUUCAUGGCCUAUUUUGGAGUUUCAGCUGCACUGACACUCAUGAUGCCAUACUACCUACUAGAUGAGAAUCCUCUGCCAGCAGCUUUUGAAUAUGUUGGAUGGGGUCCUGCAAAAUAUGUUGUGGCAGUGGGAUCGCUCUGUGCUUUGUCUACAAGUCUUCUUGGAUCCAUUUUCCCACUGCCACGUGUAAUCUAUGCUAUGGCGAAGGAUGGGUUGCUUUUCAAAUGUCUAGCUCAAAUCAGUUCCAAAACGAAGACCCCACUAGUUGCUACUCUAUCGUCUGGUGCAGUAGCAGCUAUCAUGGCAUUUCUGUUUGACCUAAAGGCUUUAGUGGAUAUGAUGUCUAUUGGUACACUUCUUGCUUAUUCACUUGUGGCAUCCUGUGUCCUCAUUCUUAGGUACCAACCCAGUUUAAGCUAUGAGCAACCAAAAUAUUCACCAGAAAAAGCAGCUUUGGCUGCAUCUGAAAGAGAAUCUGCAGUAAGUGAAUCACAGAUAAAUAUGAUACAAGAGAAUCACUUCAGCCUUCAGGCCCUGAUUAAUCCACCCAGUUUACCUACUGAGCAGACUGCAACUACAGUUAACUUUUUAGUGGGUCUUUUAGCUUGCUUGAUUUGUGGUUUGAGUGUCCUCACUACAUACAUGAAUCAUUCCACUGCUAACUUGGAGCUCUGGAGUAUUUGCCUUCUUGCCGUGUUCAUGACAUUCUUCAUAGUUACCAUUCUCCUCAUCCAAAGGCAGCCUCAGAACCAGCACAAAGUGGCCUUUAUGGUUCCACUAGUGCCAUUUUUGCCAUCAUUAAGUAUCCUGGUAAAUAUUUACUUGAUGGUACAACUAAGCGGAGACACUUGGAUCAGAUUUAGCCUCUGGAUGGCACUUGGCUUCCUCAUUUACUUUGCAUAUGGUAUCAGACACAGUCUUGAAGGUCAUCAUAGCAAUGGAGAUGAUGAAUCUUGUUCAGAGAAUAGUGGGUUGCAAGAAAAGAACCCUGUAGAAGAAGCGGAUGAACUUGAAAAUGCAAAUGAAAGUGAUCAAUUUCUUGCACAUGAAAGGACAAGUGAAUGUUAAUCUAUGCCAGCAUGCAAGUCUUUUAAACCUUUCAUUGACAUUUUACUUGUGGACCGAAAUUUCAAAAGCUUUCUGCCAAUGUUGUGCCUCUUGGAAGUGUUUACUACAAGGCCUGUCUGAUAUUUUGGACAAGCUGCUAGCUAAUCCAUCUUCAUCAUUUCAAAGCUGACAGUAUGGAGGUUAAUAUUUAAACUAAAAAAAAAAAAGAAAAAAGAAAUACCUUUUGGCAAGCAAAACUUUUGGAUGUAUAUUUUGAACUGUCAUCCAAAAUCACUGGCAAUCGUAAAAUACAAAGAAUUUUAGAAGUGCCUGCAAGAAGUUCUGAAUAUUUGACACUGCACUGUGAACUGAAGUGCCUUUCGUGCCUUCUCCUUAUCUCUGUUACAUG
Nestor notabilis (Kea) is the source of this 1853-nucleotide messenger RNA. Its product is annotated as low affinity cationic amino acid transporter 2-like. Gene Ontology annotation, cellular component: plasma membrane. The transcript has 9 exons. NCBI's taxonomy places the organism in Eukaryota, Metazoa, Chordata, Aves, Psittaciformes, Psittacidae. Gene Ontology annotation, molecular function: amino acid transmembrane transporter activity. Gene Ontology annotation, biological process: amino acid transport; transmembrane transport. The coding region runs from base 113 to 1465 and encodes 450 amino acids. The record is from RefSeq and is a predicted model, not a curated record.